GACAUAUUGACAUUUCCUAACUAUAAAAGGGCAGAACUAUUCAUGUAAUGAUGAACCACAUAUUUGUUAUUAUAACUUAGUCAUAUAUCAUAGAAAAAAUGAGUCUUGAAGGUAAGUUGGUUUCUGAGAUAAAUAUCAAAUGUGAUGGAGAUGCGUUCCAUGAAAUAAUUAUGUACAAACCACAUUAUAUGUGCAACAUAUGCCCUGAUAAGAUACAAAAUGUGGAUAUUCAUGAAGGUGAUUUGGGUACUAUUGGCUCUGUUAGGUUCUGGAAAUUCACACAUGAUGGGAAAGAGAUGGUGGCAAAGGAAGUUAUUGAAGAAAUAGAUGAAGAAAAGAAGUUGGUUAAAAAAAAGAUGAUUGAAGGAGAUAUGUUAGAGUAUUAUGAAUCAUUUUACCUCACUAUUCAUGUUGAGACAAAGGAUGAAAACAACUUAGUUACUUGGAUUUUGGAAUAUGAAAAGAAGAAUGUGCAUGUUCCUGAUCCACACACUUUCAUGGAAUUGUGUAUCAAUAUCACUAAAGAUAUUGAGAGUUACCACAUCAAGUGAUACAUAAAUACAUAUAUGUAUGUACUUGAAAUAAUAUUAUGUAGUGUGGUUAAUGAGUUUGCUUUGAAAUAUCUAAUAUAUAUGUAGAGAAAAUAAAGGGAGUGGAUAUUGAUAAAUAAAAAUAUAUAAAAGCUCCUUCUAAUA
Molecule: messenger RNA, 695 nt
Organism: Solanum pennellii
Lineage: Eukaryota; Viridiplantae; Streptophyta; Magnoliopsida; Solanales; Solanaceae
Product: kirola-like
Exons: 2
Coding region: 99-551 (150 amino acids)
Biological process (GO): defense response
Source: RefSeq, a predicted model, not a curated record